This is a messenger RNA of Schistosoma intercalatum, 1835 nucleotides long. The record is from the annotation of a GenBank genome assembly. Lineage: Eukaryota; Metazoa; Platyhelminthes; Trematoda; Strigeidida; Schistosomatidae.
AUGAAUGCGAAUCUUUUACAUUUGCUUUUAGCCAUUGUGGUUACUGCCAGAAUUACCGACAUUCAUGCUUAUCGUAAAGGCCAUUUCGACAGACCUGUUGAUGAACGUGACGCAAAGGAAGGAAUAAACGACUUCGAUGAUGAAUACGAUGAAGGAAACAGAGAAAGUAACGAAAUCAAGUACAAUGAUCCACGUGAUAAAAUGGACAUUUCUUCCGAAUACGAUAUCGAACAACUCUGCUCAAUAACGGAUAGUCUCGAGCAAUACUACGAAGGUAACUGCAUGAGCAGUAACAGUCAAAUUGUUAAUGAAGAUGACGUGAAAUCAGCACACGACGAGAUGUCCUUCGACAAUCAUCCUGAUGAAAGUGAAGUCAUCGAGAAUCAUGACAAUGUUCCAGAUGGUACAGUGGACAUUUCUACCGAUUUAGACGAUCAUAUACAACACAUGUGUACAGUCAUAUAUAAAUUUCGUAAGUCUAAUUUUUUUGUGUGAAUGACAUCAUUUACAUUACGACGAAUCUAAUGAAUUUCCUUCUCUCAAAUGUUAGUUCACUUUCAAAUUCAACAAUGUACGGGCAAAUCAAGUCAAUGUAAGUUGGAUUUCAUUUCCUUUUUAUUCUGUCUGUAAUUAAGGCUGAGUUGAUUUAAGACGUAAAAUUAUACAUGGCACAUGUACACAAUCUGCUUUCUCUCACACGUUAUUAUUGAAGACGAAUAUUAAUUUAUCAGUCAAUUUGAGACUGGAUAGUGUUGAAUGCUUGAUAAGCUCAAUAAGCGACGUAACAUUCGCGUGUGGGAUCCGGGUUGGAGUCAAAAGCGUGCACUUCUGAGUAGUCUCUUACUAGAACAAAUCCUCUGUGUUGUGCUCAGUGGUCUACAAUGGUUGCUCGAACAAAAUCGGUUGACUAUUUAAACUACCGGAUGACGAGUGUCAAAUGAGAUUUACUACUAAUUAUCGAUAUGCAGAAAACAAGCAAAUAAAUCUUAUUCACAUUCGAAAAGUCUUAACAAGUCUACGUUUAUCAAUUAUCUAGUUGUUAAUGAAGAUGACGUGAAAUCAGCACACGACGAGAUGUGUAAGUUAUGACAAUACUUUUAUUUGAGUUUAACGAGCUCAACUUGACUCGAAAAUUUGAUAAUGGCUCAAAACGUAUAUCGCUUUUUCCGAUCAAAUAAUUAUGGUUUAAAAGUAGAUAAACGUGCAAGGAUGUUUAUCACAAAUCAUUCACAUGUGAGAGAGGAUCCAAAUAUCCAGUAAAUCUCUGGUAACAAAAACAAGAUAUACCAAGUAAGUCCAUAUGAGAAGGUUGUGACAAAAACUGUGUGCAUAAAAUUCACAACAAUUCCAUAGCGAAUUAUGUCAUGUUUAAAGGUGCUGUGUAGCAUCAUUCAAUUAUUAUAUUGCAGGUAUCAAGAACUCUUUCAAGUAGGGUGACCACAAGGAUGUGACACACAUUCGAUAGUCACUUUCUUGAAUCACCAAUAAUCUUUAUAAUAGGGGAAGAUUACAUCAAGCUCACUUAUUGAUCUAAGGGUAGUGAGAAUAUUUCUAAUCAAUGUGAGCGAAAGUCAUUCGCAAGUCAGAUUAGAAGAGGAAGUCAAUGUGAGCGUCGUUUCUCACCUCACAUUGUCUCUCUCGCUGCAGACGAACAUUCGACUCGAUUUGUUUUGAAAAAUUGAAACAGCAUUUCGCUGUCAAUGUCUAGAGCUUUGGUGGACAACGAUUAGUAGUGACCAACCACGAAUAGCAUGAAUAAAUCUUGUCGACAUUUUGAUGAACCUAUCGUCUUUCGAUUUAUUAUUUUAAAGCCUUCGACAAUCAUUCUGGUGAAA